UUCUAUUUAUAACAUUUCAUAUAUAUGAUUCUACAAAUUCAUGUUAUUAUAUUAUUUAUGCUUUAUAUUAAUUAUUACCUAUUAUUUGUUAUUUAUUAUUACCUAUUGUAUCAAUUUAAAAGUUUUAAUUAGUAUAAAACAUCUAAUUUGUUUUGAAGAAAUAAUAAAUAAUCAAAAUUGUAUUGAUAGAUGGCGUUAAUAAUGCAAUGCAUUAAAGAUCAAAGUCUAUCAUUAUAUUAUAAAUGUUGUUCAAUUGGAAACAAUCAUAAGAAAUAAUAAUUCAAAGUGUUGAAUAAAAAUUGAAUAUGGCAAGCACUUCUUCUGAUCAAAGCACUAUUGCUAAAAAGACAUGGGAAAUAUCAAAUAAUAUUGAAACAAUCAGCACGGUUGAUGAAAUUUAUAGAUAUGAUCGAAAAGAACAGCAGGAUAUAUUAGCAGCAAAACCAUGGGAAAAAGAUCCUCAUUUUUUUAAAGAUAUAAAAAUCUCUGCAUUAGCAUUAUUAAAGAUGGUUAUGCAUGCUCGUUCUGGAGGAACAUUAGAAGUAAUGGGUCUUUUACUUGGAAAAGUUGCAGCAAAUACAAUGAUUGUUAUGGAUUCUUUUGCAUUACCUGUAGAAGGCACGGAAACAAGAGUUAAUGCACAAGCACAGGCAUAUGAAUAUAUGACAGCAUAUAUAGAAGCAGCUAAACAAGUUGGAAGACAAGAAAAUGCUAUUGGAUGGUAUCAUAGCCAUCCUGGUUAUGGAUGCUGGUUAUCAGGUAUUGAUGUAUCUACACAAAUGCUUAAUCAAAAUUUUCAAGAACCAUUUGUUGCUAUUGUAAUUGAUCCUGUAAGAACAAUAUCUGCUGGUAAAGUUUGUUUGGGUGCAUUUAGAACUUAUCCAAAGGGAUAUAAACCAGCAAAUGAAGAACCAUCUGAGUAUCAAACAAUUCCUUUAAAUAAAAUUGAAGAUUUUGGUGUUCACUGUAAACAAUACUAUUCUUUAGAAGUUUCUUAUUUCAAAUCAUCAUUAGAUAGAAGAUUACUAGAUUCUUUGUGGAAUAAAUAUUGGGUGAAUACAUUAAGUUCUUCUAGUCUUUUAACAAAUGCUGAUUAUACUACUGGACAAAUAUUUGAUUUAUCAGAUAAACUUGAACAAUCAGAAGUUGCACUUGGAAGAGGAUUUAUUUUAGGUGGAACAGAUCCCCAUGAUCGCAGCACUGUAGAAAAAUUAAUGAAAGCAACAAGAGAUAGUUGUAAAACUACUAUUGAAAUUAUUCACGGAUUAAUGGCACAAAUAAUCAAAGAUAGAUUAUUCAAUCAAGUUGGGUGUAAUCCUAUUGAAUCUCAACAACAAUAAAUUAUAAAUGAAGCAUAAUAAUUAAGAUUAAUUAUAAUAAUAAGAUUGAUCAUAAUAAUUUAAAAUUAAUAUGUAAAAUGUAUUUAUAAUAUAAGGAAUACUUUUAAUUAAAUUAUAAUAAAAAAAAAAUUAAAUCUGUCUUUUUACUAUAAUAUAUGUAUAUAUUUUUAUAAUAUAAUAUUUUUCCUUAAUAUCUAUAUUGAAAUAAUUAUUGCAUAAAAUGAUUAUUAAAAAACUAUAAAAUUUUAAGAUUUAAAAUCUAAAAAUAAAUAAGAGAAAUGCAUAAGCAUUAAUACAAUAUUUUCAAAGAAUAAUGGAAUAAAAAUACAUUUUAUUUUCACACCUUGAAUCUCUAGAAAGUAUAUAUACAGAAUCUUUAUCAUUAUUCAAUAUCCUCACAAUUGAUUUAUAUAUAUUUAUAUUUAUAAAACUAAUAUAAUAUUGAGAACAAGUAGGCAGAGUACAUCCCACUGAAGGGCUGACACUGUGUCAUAGACUUUAAGACAAGGCCACUCAGAAACACACCCACCUGUUCUAGAAUUAUACAUCGCAUUCAUAGCGCACAACAUAUAAGGGACGGAGCUAAAAUGCAUACAGUUAUAUUGAUAAUAUAUUUACUAAUAUGUUCUGAUAAUUAUGCUUUAAAAAAAAUUUAGAAAGAAAAAUAGUAAAAGAAUUUAUCAACUUAAUCAUUCAAAAUAUUAGAUUAUUUAUAAUACUAGAAUUAAUCGCACUUAAAAUCUAUAUAUUCAUAUAAUUCUAUUACAAUAAGAUAAAUUAAAUACAAUUAAGUACAACUGUCUUAUAAUUUCAUUUACAUAAAAUCUUGAAAAAGAUAAAUAUUUGCAAGUAAAGAUGCUAUUGCUACUUUUUACACAAUUUAUUGUGUAUCGUUUCGCACAAUUUAAACGCACAUUCAUUGUUAAAUGAUAUUUGCUUAUAAUAUUUGCUUCAUAUAGGAAGAAAUAACAUAUAUAAAAAGAUAUGAAUUUUAAUUUCAAAAAUUAGUUCAAAAUUUAGUUCAAUUCAUUCAUACAAUUUUCAAAUUCAUUAAAUUAAUAAAAAUUUAAACUUUUAAUUUUUUAAAAAAUUAAAAUAUUUUUUUUACAUUUUUUAAUAUAUUUAAAUAAAUUCUAUAAUAAAAAGGAAUGUAAAAAUAUUUCUUUACAUUAUAAUUUUUCCUAAACUUUUUGUUAGAAAUAUUCAAAUUUACAUAUUCUUAAAAUAAUAUGUUACGAAACAAAACAUAGCAUAUAAGUCAUAAUUUUGUUUUAGAUUUUUUAUGCAUAAUGUUUAAUAAAUAUUUUUAAUAUAAAUAAAUAUUUUUUAAUGAAAAAUAUUUUUUCACAGUACAAAGAUUGUUAUAUAUAUUACAUUAUAAAAUUUUUGUAAUAAUUUUCGGAUAAUAUAAUUUUUAAUAUUCGAUUUUCAAAUAAAUUGUGAUUUGAAGUCAUAUUUAGAGAAAAUUGUUUUUUAAACUUUCAUACGAAUUUAAUUUUUUAUAUGAAAAAAAAAAUUGUUAAUAAUUUUAAAUAAUUUCGUAAAUGAAUAUAUAUAUAUAUA
Messenger RNA from Apis cerana (Asiatic honeybee), 2903 nucleotides. It is a transcript of the gene CSN5, whose product is annotated as COP9 signalosome subunit 5. NCBI's taxonomy places the organism in Eukaryota, Metazoa, Arthropoda, Insecta, Hymenoptera, Apidae. Gene Ontology annotation, molecular function: metallopeptidase activity; protein binding. The record is from RefSeq and is a predicted model, not a curated record.